Molecule: messenger RNA, 1113 nt
Organism: Diabrotica balteata
Lineage: Eukaryota; Metazoa; Arthropoda; Insecta; Coleoptera; Chrysomelidae
Source: the annotation of a GenBank genome assembly
AUGUAUACGAAUGGAAAUGGUGUUUGUUCUACCAAUGGUCAAUAUAAACAUUUAGAUGUUCCUGGGCAAAAGGAACAUCACGAAGAUGAAAAUGGAACGAAUGGAAACGACAAAGAGGCUACCAGAUACCCAGAUGGAUCCGUACGGUUAAGAAACCCCCACAUCGAACUUAUGGACCAAGACAUUUUGUAUCAUCUAGCUCUGGGAAGCGAGUCUCAUGAUCUUAUUGAAAUGUUUGGUGAUAUAAAAUUCGUGUGUAUGGGAGGAACACCAAAGAGAAUGGAAAAUUUUGCCGAGUAUAUCAUGAAAGAGAUCGGUCAUAAAUUACCAACAGGAACUCAGUUAAUGGAUAUAAGUCAGUAUUCUUAUCGCUACAGUAUGUACAAAGUGGGGCCUGUACUGUCUAUUAGUCAUGGCAUGGGUGCCCCAUCCAUCGGUAUCCUUCUUCAUGAAGUGAUAAAACUAAUGUACCACGCGAAAUGUAGGGAUCCAAUUUUCUUUAGGAUUGGAACGUGUGGAGGCAUUGGUCUGGAAGGAGGUACCGUAGUGAUAUCUGACGAUGCAGCUGAUGGUAUGAUGAACAAAUAUUAUCAAGUGCCAAUUCUUGGAAAAAUUGUUAAAAGACCUGCAAAAUUGGACAAGAAACUAGUUCGGGAACUCAAAGCCUUAUCAAAUCCUGAAGAUCCUUAUGACACCGUGACGGGUACCACUAUGUGUGCUGAUGAUUUCUAUGAAGGCCAAGGAAGAUUAGACGGAGCAUUCUGUGAAUAUACUGAAGCCGAAAAAAUGGAAUACUUGGAACGUUUAGUAAGCAACGGAAUCAAAAACAUUGAAAUGGAAGCUACUACAUUUGCUGCUCUUACUCACCACGCUGGAAUCAGCGCAGCAAUUGUUUGCGUCACCCUCCUGGAUAGAUUAAAAGGAGAUCAGGUAGCAACUCCAAAGGAAGUACUUACCGAAUGGCAACUCAGACCACAAAUACUAGUAGCCCGGUACAUCAAGAGGUAUUUACAAACCAAAGGACGAAUAUCAUUCGACGGACACGGAUCUAUGGCUGUGAAGAGUCCAAGACGUUUCAAACUUGUACAACAAGAAUCCCAAACGUUUGAAUAA